AUGAAAAUUUUUAAGAAGCUUUUUAACACCGCCUCCAAGUCAAAGGAGGCAGAACCAGCCGAACGCAAUGUUCGGUAUCCAAUUCCAGGGGAGACAUCAGGCUCACCAGUAUCGGUUCCUUCACCGGCUACAGGGUCGGAAACCUUCUACGAGAUAGAUUUAGGCGCUGAAGACGUGGAGGAAAAGAAGCUGGUGAGGAGACAAUUCCCCCUGUUUAGACCAUUUGGAUGGUUUAAAGAGAGGAGAGAGGAGAAGGAGUUAGCUGAAAGGGUUCUUUUGGCUAAGGGGAUGGUUGCCGGCAUUCGUGCGUUGCAUCCCAACAGAAAGAAGAAGAAGAAGAAGAUGAAUAACAACAACAACAACAACAACAACAACAACAACAACAACAACAACAACAACAACAACAACAACAACAACAACAACAACAACCUCAACAACCUCAACAACAACAACCUCAACAACAACAACAACAACAACAACAACAACAACAACAACAACAACAACAACAGCUGCAAACCUUUCACAUACGGAAAGUUUGUAGCAAACUUAGAGUCAUACUGUCCUCGACUGUGUCAGGAAAUCAGAGCUUCAAUGGGCUUCUCGGAUUCCGAAUACGUACAGUCCAUUUCUCAAGGACUCACAAAACUUGAGAAUGGAAAUUACAAAUCGGGUGAUAGGAAGUUUAUUGUACACCGGGUCACAAAGAGAGAAUUUGAAAAUGUGAUCAGGUGGCUCCCUGAAAUACUUGGCGAGGACGAGUAUGAGUCGCUACUUAUACCUGUCCUUCAAUUAGUCGAGAUGCAGUUAAAGACGAAAACCAAAUACUUCGUUGUAACACGCAAUCUCGACUAUAGGACAGAGUUUUUAUUGGAAUACAAGUUUUCCCGGAAUGGCAAGGAAUCUGCUAUAUCACGUCGCCAUCCCAACAAUUUCAGGCUCACGGAAACUCGGAAGUUCCCAGAAAAUGAGGCUUGGGAUUGGUGGGAUAAUUAUCGCUUUUUAGAAGACGUAUCUUUUCUAGCUGCCAAAGAAAGAUACGGCUUCAAGUUUGUAAUAUGUGCUGCAUAUGCAGAUGAUGGGGACCAUAGAGUUUGGUAUUAUAUUGAUGAUUGGUUUAAGGACAGUCCAAGCGGGGUCUCUCGAUUAUGUCAGAGUAGGCGCAAAUUGUCUGAGAAGUAUGCUCUUUGGAUUUACAAUCUUUUCAAUUUUCAUUUGAACCUGGUGGAAGGUCCAUUGAAGAUGAAGGACUUUGAUCGCAUAUAUCAACGUCCUAGAAAAGAAAAAUCCUUUAUUCAGAGAAAGUUGGCCGAAAUGUUUUGCUGCGAUCUGAGACCCUCAAGCUCUGAAUCAAUCUGA
Lodderomyces elongisporus is the source of this 1356-nucleotide messenger RNA. RefSeq lists its product as uncharacterized. NCBI's taxonomy places the organism in Eukaryota, Fungi, Ascomycota, Pichiomycetes, Serinales, Debaryomycetaceae. The transcript has a single exon. The record is from RefSeq and is a predicted model, not a curated record. The coding region runs from base 1 to 1356 and encodes 451 amino acids.